Messenger RNA from Ictalurus furcatus (blue catfish), 1901 nucleotides. Its product is annotated as high mobility group AT-hook 2b. The coding region runs from base 231 to 557 and encodes 108 amino acids. Gene Ontology annotation, biological process: regulation of DNA-templated transcription. Gene Ontology annotation, molecular function: transcription coregulator activity; DNA binding. The transcript is spliced from 6 exons. The record is from RefSeq and is a predicted model, not a curated record. NCBI's taxonomy places the organism in Eukaryota, Metazoa, Chordata, Actinopteri, Siluriformes, Ictaluridae. Gene Ontology annotation, cellular component: chromatin; nucleus.
GAAAGGUUUACAGUGAAGCUCCAGGUUGAGCACUGGCUGAAGAUUGGGGGAAAUGGGCGGUGUUCCUCUUUGACGUGUACUGUAGCUCGGUUCAUAGACAGGUACCAGAUACACUUAGUGCCACACGAGAUAUUACUGCAACUUCAUGGAGAACAAGAACAAGCGGUAGACCUCCAUCAGUGAACAGAGUGUGUGUGUGUGGAGUCUACUGUAUGUGAGGUCUGGCCAGGAUGGAAGAAGAGAUGAGUGGAGCAGCAGCUGAACCGGCUGCUGCACCAGCAACUGAAGCUCCAGAGGCACCGCGCCGAGGCCGAGGUAGACCACGCAAACCACAACAGGAGCCCAUUGAUCCGCCUGCUCCCAAAAGGCCAAGGGGAAGACCCAAAGGGAGUAAGAACAAGGCCAAUCGUAGUACACCCAAAGAGCCACCAAAGGAAAAGAGACCUCGAGGCCGACCAAGAAAAUGGCCUCAAAAAGAAGUGCAGCAACAAGAGCAAGAGCAUGAGGAGGAAGAGGACCAGCCACUCCUGCCAUCACCACACAAGAAGAACAUCUAGUCUUUGAGCUGCCAGUUUGUGCAAUAGGCUGCAUUUAGACAGUUAUAUCCAGCAUUCUCACAUAGGUGUGCUAUCAGUCACUAUGCAAAAAAUACCUGGGGCCUGAUCUUGCCAAUUCCCAAAGCACUAAUAUCAGAAAAACAGAACAUUCCCCUUAAUAAUUAGAUGCCAAAAAACACUUAGUAACCACUUAAAACAACUCUGAAUUGCGCACUGUGGAUUCUACAGAGUGUCCCAAAAGUCUCCAUACGUAUGGGACUAUGUUUGCCAGCACCACGUUGGUUGUGACUUCAUCAGUGGAUGUUCAUGGACGUCCACUUCUCGGUUUGUCCACAACACUCCAGCCUUUCUGAAUUUGUUCAUAAGUUUGGCAACAGUGUGGUGUGUGGGACAUGUUUGUCACGUUUCCUGUUAAAGUCCAUCACAACCUUGCGACAGCUUCCCGAUCCAACCAUGAGAAUGAUUUCAAUACGUUCUUCUGUUCUCAAAGCAUUCUUAAAGACUAUAUGAAAAUAUAUAUAUUGUGCAUAUAUAAUAUAAACUAAGCAUGAAACAUUUUGGAAGACAUUUUGCUAAAAUGUGUUAAUUUCCCCUAUGUUUGGAGACUUUUAGGACACCCUGUACAUACUUGUAGGUUUUGAUUACAUAUAACUGCAUCAAGUAAUACCAGACAUGGACUUAUUUAGAACCACGUUUGCAAAACAGAUACAGCUAUAUGUGCACAUGACAAUAUGAUCUGCCAAAAAGUGAUUUGGAUUGGAAACUGGAUUUGGGCAUCCCAUCCUUCUGUCUAAAUGUAGCUGUAGACCAGCACUUACUUCAGAUUUUUCUGCACCUCACACUUGACAGCAAACAUCAUCUAACGGGUGCUUUUGUUAUGAAUCGAAAAACACUUUUACUUACAGCCAUCAUGUUUAUAUAGUACAGUAUAUAUGAUAUGGUACUGAAUGAGUCACUACUGUAUCAUUUCAUUUUAUCAGUACAACACAAGCUAUAUUUUUUUCCAGUUGUUAUUUGUCUACAUUUACAUCAUUCAUUCAUUUGGCUGACACUUUUAUCCAAAGCGACUUACAAUUGAGAUGGGAUACAACUGAGUGGUUGAUGAUUAAGGGUCUUGCUUAAGGACCCAAGGACACAGCUUGGCAUUUUAACUCACAAUGUUUAGACAAGUGGACCAAAGCCUUUAACUAUUGAAACACCACUUGUAUUACUUAAGUCCACUAAUAAUAAUAAUAAUAAUUUCACUCAAGGCAAAUUAAACCAACACUGUCAUGGUGCAUUUCUCCUAAGAUCUGUACCUGACAUUUAUAUUAAUGGUUUUAUUUCAAUGUUUACAGUUGAGUG